AGACAUGAGUUUGGCGAACAGCAGAGAACAGCGCAGCACUGCGGGAAACCGCAUGUCCAAACUGCUGGACGCAGAAGAGGAGGAUGAGUUUUACAAGACCACAUACGGAGGAUUCAAUGAUGAGUCUGGAGAUGAUGAGUACCACGGCGAUCACUCAGACACAGAGGACGAGGUGGACAGCGACUUCGACAUCGAUGAAGGAGAUGAACCUGAUAGUGGACAGGAGGAGGACGCACCGAAGAGGAAGAGCCGUGUCGUCACCAAAGCAUACAAGGAGCCGCUGAAGGUCUCCAAGCCCAAAGUGAAGCGAGUGUCUGAAGAAUUAAAGCCGGAACGACCCAGAGUUGAGCGGCGCACCGUUCGGGACGAGCUGCAGGAUUUAGGAGACAUCCGUAAGUCGGUGCGCAAGUCGACGAGUGAACACACGCGCAAGACAAACGAGCGUCUGCAAGAGCGCCAGCAGGAGGCGCCGCGCAAGAGGAAAGGAGCGCAGAGCGAACGCGUGCUGACGCAGGACGAGCUGCUGGAUGAAGCAAAACUCACCGCCGAGAGCAACCUGCGCUCACUGGAAAACUACGAGCGUCUGGAGGCCGAUAAGAAGAAGCAGGUUCAUAAGAAGAGGCGGUUUGAGGGUCCGAUGAUCCGCUAUCACUCGGUGCUGAUGCCGCUGCUGCCCGACACACACCUGAAGGAGGAGAACGUCGACGUGGAGGGGCUGGACCAGGACACACCCCAGGCCACACCCACCUCGUCAUCCUCCACACAGGGGGCGGGGUCUCUGUGCUCACGGACUUACAUCACUUUCAGUGAUGAUGAGGCGUUUAGCUCCGCCUUCCCGUCGGCGGCUCGCUGUACCCCCACACACCCAGUGCAGGAGGUGUGUCCUGUGACCCAUAAACCCGCCCUGUACCGCGACCCCGUGACCGACAUCCCAUACGCAAACGCCAGAGCCUUCAGGAUCAUCAGAGAAGCUUAUCAGAAAUACAUCGCCGCUCACGGAUUCCCCAAUGCUUCCGGAAGCUUCAGCGCUAACACCGACGCUAGCGAUUCACCUGCUAAUUUGAAGAGCGCACGACCCAAAGCUGUGCUCAAGCAGAGCGCCGCCGCCACUUAAAGACA
Danio rerio (zebrafish) is the source of this 1119-nucleotide messenger RNA. It is a transcript of the gene vps72a, whose product is annotated as vacuolar protein sorting 72 homolog a. The record is from RefSeq and is marked provisional. Lineage: Eukaryota; Metazoa; Chordata; Actinopteri; Cypriniformes; Danionidae.